AUGGAUACCAUCUAUUCUGCCACUUAUAGCAGUGUCCCGGUUUACGAGUUUAAGAUCGAGAAUGAGAGUGUUAUGAGGCGAAGAAAUGAUGACUGGGUCAAUGCAACACACAUACUGAAAGCUGCAGGCUUUGAUAAGCCUGCCAGAACUCGAAUUCUUGAGCGUGAAGUGCAGAAGGGCGUUCAUGAAAAGGUUCAGGGUGGUUAUGGCAAAUAUCAGGGAACAUGGAUUCCUCUGCCAGAAGGCCGCAUGCUCGCAGAACGCAAUAACAUUCUCACUAAGCUUCUUCCAAUCUUCGACUACGUCGCCGGAGAUCGUAGUCCUCCACCCGCCCCAAAACACACCUCGGCGUCUUCCAAACCGAGACAGCCACGAAAGUCCACGACUAAAUCAACACCCACUGCUAUCAAGACAAAGCGAAGCAUGGGACCUCCUAUCAUUCCUCAGGAGCAAUAUGAAAUGAGUACUGGAUUUGAUGAUAGCGAGUCAAUUGAGCAUGCUACCAUUGAAUCAUCUUCGAUGAUUGCAGACGAAGAUAUGAUGCAACUGUCCCAGAAUUCAGGCAUGAAGCGCAAGCGCGGAGCUGAAGAGUCCUCACUUAUCUCCGCCUCUAACCAGGAGCACACCAUGUAUGGGGAUCAGCUUCUCGACUACUUCAUGACCGUCGGUGAUGAUCCACAGGCGACACGCGUGAAUCCUCCUCAACCCCCGACGCGAUUCCAGAUCGACCGCCCUAUUGAUGACUCUGGGAACACUGCUUUGCAUUGGGCUUGCGCAAUGGGUGACCUCGAAAUCGUGCAAGACAUGCUUCGCCGAGGUGCCGAUAUGAAAACAUUGUCUGUUCACGAAGAGACGCCGCUAGUCCGAGCCGUCUUGUUCACCAACAACUACGAAAAGCGAACAUUCCCUGCAUUAUUGGAGCUGCUGUUGGAUACUGUCUCGUUCCGCGACUGGUUCGGUGCCACUCUGUUUCAUCAUAUCGCGGAAACUGCCCGAAGCAAAGGAAAAUGGAAUAGCUCAUUGUACUACUGCGAGGUUAUUCUUCAAAAGCUUUGCCAGGCCUAUCAACCGGUCGAGAUUGACAUUCUUCUUGCAUGCCAAGAUGACAACGGCGACACGGCUGCUCUCGUGGCUGCGCGCAACGGAGCUUUCCGAUUGGUAAACAUGCUUCUCCCACACUGUCCGCGCUCUGGGGACCUCGUAAAUAAACGAGGAGAUACAGCCAAUAUGAUCCUUGAACGGGCUCAGUACAACAACGACAUGCAAAUGUCGUCCAUCACUAUGACCAAUGAUCAUGUCGACGUUGAAGCGAAUGGGAUUGUCCCAGCAGACUGCCAAUCUGUAGUUGCUGCCGUAGACCCUACAGCCACCUCGGAUCUGCUCGCCAGGGUCGGCGCCGUCAUGACGGAGGCUAACAAGAAACUUGCCGUGCUGUAUAGCAACAAAUCGAAGCCUAGUCACCGAAAGCCCGAUGACAGUGAUGUUGAUAACCCAGAAGCCCUGUACGAACACAUCGAGGCAGAUCGCGCGAAAAUCCGAGCGGAGACGAUCGCCUUGAAAACGAAGUUAGCGGGAUGUGGACUCCUUGAGGAAAAGCAAGCAGAGUAUGAGAGUCUAUAUGGUGAUUACCAGUCACUGGUGGAACAACUGCAUACCACCCGUCUUGCUACGGAAAUUUCUAGCGUGGAAGAGAUUCCUGAGGUCUCGGGCUUAUCCAAAAAUAGCCAAGAUGAUCUCUUGCACAUUUAUCAACUUGCACGCGAAUUAUUCGAUGCCCAGUUAAGCCGUCGUGACGCCGUCAGAGAGCUCACCCAACAAUCGGCAGACGCUGGUGGCAGCACCACACUCGAACACCGCAAAUUAGUUGCUCUUGCUACUGGACUGAAAGAGGAGGAUCUUGAUCCGAUGGUUGCUGAGCUGGCUGAGACUCUCGAAUUCGAUAGGGAGAACUCUUCGCCUGUUCCCGAACGACGUCCAUCCAUCUCGCGUCCUGAUCAACUCACAUCAAUUCCGGAGUCUCGUCCUGGUGGUCCGGUCGACGUUUAA
Penicillium taxi is the source of this 2046-nucleotide messenger RNA. Its product is annotated as putative APSES transcription factor. The record is from RefSeq and is a predicted model, not a curated record. Bases 1 to 2046 code for a protein of 681 amino acids. Lineage: Eukaryota; Fungi; Ascomycota; Eurotiomycetes; Eurotiales; Aspergillaceae. Gene Ontology annotation, cellular component: SBF transcription complex; MBF transcription complex. Gene Ontology annotation, molecular function: transcription regulator activity; DNA binding; protein binding. The transcript has 3 exons.